AUGGCAGAGGCCUUUGUGGGGACAUGGAACCUGAAAAGCAGCGAAAAUUUUGAUGAAUACAUGAAGGUUCUGGGCGUGGGAUUCGCCACUCGCAAGGUGGGCAACCUGACCAAGCCCACCACCAUCAUUUCGGUGGAGGGCGACACGGUGAAGAUCCAGACGCAAAGCACUAUCAAGAACACGGAGCUCUCCUUCAAGCUGGGCGAAGAGUUUGACGAGACCACCGCUGAUAACAGGAAAGUCAAGUCUGUGGUGACAAUAGAUGGCGGCAAGCUAGUUCACAUCCAGCGGUGGGACGGCAAGGAGACCAGCCUGGUUCGCGAAGUCAACGGUAACGCCCUCACUCUGACGCUAACGAUGGGCGACGUCGUUAGCACGCGCUCAUAUGAGAAAGCAGAGUGA
This is a messenger RNA of Nerophis lumbriciformis (worm pipefish), 402 nucleotides long. The record is from RefSeq and is a predicted model, not a curated record. Lineage: Eukaryota; Metazoa; Chordata; Actinopteri; Syngnathiformes; Syngnathidae.